AUGGCACCCUGAACACCAGGAGGCGAAUCAUCACGAGACAAAGAGAGAGAGAGGUUGACUCAGCACGUCGCUCGUCGACACUUUCGCAACACGAACCGGGCGCCACGUCGUCGCAGGGGCAGAGCCACAGCCGUCACCGCUACCCGGCUCCCGCCAUGGCGCCGAGGCUGGAGCGCGGGGGGUUCCUCCUCCCGAACGCCGAGCAGGAGGACUCGCUCAUCCUCCGCGCGCUCAUCUCCGUCGUGUCCGGGGACAAUGCCGUGCCCGCGCUGCUCCCGGAGGCGGCGCCGGCGGCGGUGGCUGCUGCGGCUCCCGCUCCUGCCGUGGCGUGCGCCGGGUGCGGCGCGGACGGGCCGUGCGCCGGCGGCUGCGAGACCAUCGCCGCGGCGGGGACCGGGUCGAGCAGCGACAGCGAGGACGACGCGGGAGAGUGCUCCGCGAGCCGCGCGGCGGUCACCGGAGGCGUGGGCAAGCGGGGGAGGAGGAGGAGGGUGAGCAAGUACCGUGGCGUGCGGCGGCGGCCGUGGGGCAAGUGGGCGGCGGAGAUCCGCGACCCGCACCGCGCCGCGCGCAAGUGGCUCGGCACCUUCGACACCGCCGAGGACGCCGCGCGCGCCUACGACGUCGCCGCGGUCGAGUUCCGGGGCCAGCGCGCCAAGCUCAACUUCCCCGCCGCCCAAGCUGCGGCUGCUGCUGCCGCGGCCCCGGCGCCGGCACCUUCCUGGGUGCCGGCCUCGACGUACCACCUCCUGCCGCCGCAGCCGCUGCCCGAGAGCCUCCACGAGAACUGCGGGUCGAACGCGGCGUCGCCGGCGCCGGCGCCGGCCUGGCAGCAGGGCACAAGGUCCGCGGCGAAGGAGCAGGACAUCUGGGACGGGUUGAACGAGAUCGUGAUGAUGGACGACGGCAGCUUCUGGUCGUCCAUGCCAUGAGCCAGCAGCAUCGUCAUUCGUCAAUUCUUCCUCUUGCUUUCGCUCUCGCGAGAUUCCUUGAUUUCCCAUUUGGUUGUGAUUAUUAAAAAACGAGUUGAAGAAGAAACAAACACUAGCAGCUAGAUCCUACUGCACCUUUCGCGAGAUCUUUUGCCAUGGAUGCGUAGGUAAAGUGAGGCCGAUCUUUACAGGUUUUUGCAAAAAAGCCGUAAACGCAUUAAAGUGAAACGGAAUCUUGCUAAUUUGAAGUACUAAA
Panicum virgatum (switchgrass) is the source of this 1188-nucleotide messenger RNA. Its product is annotated as ethylene-responsive transcription factor ERF109-like. The record is from RefSeq and is a predicted model, not a curated record. Gene Ontology annotation, molecular function: DNA-binding transcription factor activity; DNA binding. The coding region runs from base 156 to 932 and encodes 258 amino acids. Gene Ontology annotation, biological process: regulation of DNA-templated transcription; ethylene-activated signaling pathway. The transcript has a single exon. NCBI's taxonomy places the organism in Eukaryota, Viridiplantae, Streptophyta, Magnoliopsida, Poales, Poaceae.